Messenger RNA from Lingula anatina, 2173 nucleotides. RefSeq names its product E3 ubiquitin-protein ligase NHLRC1-like. Lineage: Eukaryota; Metazoa; Brachiopoda; Lingulata; Lingulida; Lingulidae. The record is from RefSeq and is a predicted model, not a curated record. Gene Ontology annotation, molecular function: protein binding.
AAAUGUGCUUUACUUAUUAAGAAUAAUUUAUAUUUAUUUCAAAGGUCAAACCACCUUGCCACACUGGGAGGGUUUUCCUCCAAGGAAAUGAUGCAGGUAGAUCGAGAGCUACGGAGGCUGAAUAAGACAUGAAUCAAAUUGUGGCUCAAAAAUGCGCAUGAUAGGGAUGGCGGCAGAAAAUUGAGGGAAAUCAAAACAAGGAAAAAAUGAGUUACCUUUGUACGGCAUUUCUUUUGCGCGUCUGUAGUUUUGCUAUGAAAAAAAAACCGGAACUCGUGUUGCGCAAAGGAUUAUGGUCUAUAUGAAUGAGGCGCCAUUUUGUUCAACAACCAGGAAGUAACAGGACGGAGAUUGUGGGAUAAUGUUGAACAUAUUUGACAAAGAAAGAGAUAUGAUCUGACCAACUUGUAGGUAUAUGGAGCAAGUGUUUAUGUUACUGUGAUCUCCAAGCUGCAGCAUCAGAAGUAAACAUAAAGUUUAGCAAUCGCUGACAGAAAUAUUACAGGAUCUACUGUCGGAAUGGAAGCCAUGUUAGGGCAGUCAAGACGAGGUGUAAAUCCAAGAUCAGGACAGGUGACAAUACAGACACAACCUCCAUUAGCUGAACAGGAAACAAAUACAACAUCAGCUCCAAAUCAUCUUGUAUUCUUAGACAAGGCAGAAUGUGUGCGUUCCUUCAGGGCUAAACUGGAAGAUGAUAGAAGAGGAAUAUUCAUAACUGGGUUAGCCAUAGAUAAGGAACACAUGUUUGUUGUGGAUAUAGAAAACAACAGAACAAAAGUAUUCACACAUGAAGGACAAUUUAAGUUUGACAUUAAAGUAAACAAACCACGGGAUGUGGCUGUGUCACAGACUGGUCACCUGUAUAUAACAUCAUAUGGUGACAGAUGUGUUCAAGUGUACUCCACCAGAGGUCAGCAGGUGACAACCAUGGGUCAGGGUCUACUGGGGUCACCACGGGGUAUUACACUGAACAGACAAGGUCAUGUGAUGGUUUGUGACACUGGAAAGAAGUCCAUCUUCACAUUCCAUGCAGACAGUGGACAGCUCCUGAACACUAUUCUACUCAGUAUGUGUGAACACCCAGUGUACAUCACAGUGAACAGUGUGAAUGAUAACAUUGUGAUAUCAGACAUGGGGGGACACUGUGUACAUGUGCUGUCACCUACUGGUGAUCAUCUGUACAAGUAUGACGGCAGCAGAGAAGGCAGUGAACUGAGGUCACCACAUGGAGUGUGCACAGACAGCUAUGGUCACAUCUUCAUUGCUGACAGUGGUAACCGCAGGAUAGUGGCACUGAGUCCACAGGGACAGUUUAUCAGAUACAUUGUCACUAAGGAUGAUGGGUUGUGGUCUUCCACUGCAGUAGUCAUCAACCCUGCUACUGGUCAGCUGGUGGUGGUAGAGUGGCGGGGCAAUGUUAAGACAUUCCAGUACAUUGAACUGAAACAAGGUGAGUAACAUGUAUUAACUGUGGAUAGAUAUGAUUAUUAUGUAAAAAAUUUGAAAGUUAAUUAGUCUUACAAUGUUUUUAUCCAUGAAUAUGUUUGCCUUUAUUUCAAUAAAAAAACUUUUAAGCAUAUUUAAAUUCAGUGAGCACACAGCUGUGCUUUAGUAAAAAUGUAUGUAGAGUGGAGACAUUUUCUAUAGUUAAUACUUUACUGUUACUGACCAAUUUCCAUGAACCCAUUAGUGAUUAGGAUUUUGAAUAAUGAUGAAGAACUCUUUUUAAUGGAAUUUAUAGUAUGCUUUAUUUGUAUUUUUAUUAAGUCACAAGAAAAACAUCUUACAUUGUUUAAUCCCUGAACUUCUUGUCCAUUUGUCAGUAAAGAACAACUCAAGUCUCACAACAGAACAGUCCAAUUCUUCAUAUUCUUCAUCUUGUAGCUGUUCAUGAAAGCUUAGAUAUACCUAACUUCUCACAUGUACUUUGUCAAGUUUCUUGAUGUCUUACCACUUCUAGAUUCAAAGACAUUUCAUCACCAGUUUGUUGUUAACACACACAAAUAAAUUAAAUGUUGAAGUACUUUGGAUAAUACCUUAUUUUCCUGACUUUGUGGAUUGUUCUUUGCAAAUAAAACUAGCAGACGACCAUUUUUCAUGAAAUGGAACUACUUUUCACAGGAAGUAGUGUAUUCAUACACAACAGUGACCUUGGGUUUGGAAUACAAAA